Diaporthe amygdali is the source of this 972-nucleotide messenger RNA. RefSeq lists its product as uncharacterized. Lineage: Eukaryota; Fungi; Ascomycota; Sordariomycetes; Diaporthales; Diaporthaceae. The transcript has a single exon. Gene Ontology annotation, biological process: L-histidine biosynthetic process. The record is from RefSeq and is a predicted model, not a curated record. Gene Ontology annotation, molecular function: histidinol-phosphatase activity. The coding region runs from base 1 to 972 and encodes 323 amino acids. Gene Ontology annotation, cellular component: cytoplasm.
AUGGCCUUCACAAUGCACUCCCAUUCGGGGCAAUUCUGCCCCGGCCACGCCAAAGACCAGCUCGAGGAUGUAAUACAGCAUGCUAUUAGCAUCGGCUACAAGACGAUGGCCCUGACAGAGCACAUGCCUCGCACCGGCCUGGAGGAUCUGUACCCGGAAGAGCUUGACGAUCCUGAGGGCUCACUAGCAGCCCUAAUGCCCCGCCACGAGGCCUAUCUGCUCGAGGCCCAACGCCUACGGGCAAAGUACGCCGACCAGAUCCACAUUCUCAUCGGCUUCGAGGGCGAGUUCAUACGGCCGGAUGCAUACGGCCCUCUGGUCCGCGAGCUUGCCUCCCACCCAGCCAUCGACUACUUCAUGGGCUCGUUGCACCACACCUGCGGCGUGGCCAUCGACUUCGACAAAGACUACUACGGGAGGGCGAGGGACGCAGCCGGCGGGACCGAGGAGCUCCUAUAUGCGAGAUACUACGACGAGCAGUACGCCAUGCUGACGGCGCUGGAGCCGAGGGUCGUGGGCCAUUUCGACCUGAUCCGCCUGCUGAGCGAGGAGCCCGGGCGGGACUUGCGGACCGCGUGGGCUGAGAAGACGCCGGGGCCCGAGGGCGCCGUGUGGGACAGGGUGGUACGCAACCUCCGGGCGGUCAGGAGCUACGGCGGCUGGUUGGAGUGCAACAGCAGCGCAUUGCGGAAGGGCCUGGCCGAGCCGUACCCCGCCAGGCCAAUCGCCAAGGAGUGGCUGAAAAUGGGAGGCAAAUUCACCAUGUCGGACGACAGCCACGGUAUCGCACAGGUCGCCACAAAUUACUUGCGAGCGCUGGACUACCUCGAGUCCCUGGGGGUGACCGAGGUGUGGACGCUGCAGAGGGAGGAGACUCACUCUGACGUCCAGGGUGGCAAGAAGGCAACGCUGGUGGAGAAGAGUGUCACCCUCACGGAAUUCCGCGAAUGCUUGCUGAGUAAGAUGAACUAG